AGGUUCCCGCGCAAACGAGCACCGACCUAACUGUCGCCGCCAAAAUAUCUGACGUACAUACGCAUAACCGUCGUCGGGCAAGGUAGACUUUCAUUCGCUGUUUGGUACUCCGAGGAGAAGCAUUAACCGUUGUUCGUGUUUAAGAAAACUUUUAAGAAAGUAUUAUAAAAGAUGUCAGGACGCGGCAAAGGUGGAAAGGCUAAGGGAAAGGCGAAGACCCGCAGUAGUAGGGCAGGGCUGCAGUUCCCUGUCGGAAGAAUCCAUCGUCUUUUAAGAAAAGGAAAUUAUGCGGAACGAGUAGGAGCUGGAGCGCCUGUUUAUUUGGCCGCUGUGAUGGAAUAUUUGGCGGCUGAAGUACUCGAGUUAGCCGGGAACGCCGCAAGAGACAACAAGAAGACAAGGAUAAUUCCACGUCACUUACAAUUAGCUAUUCGCAAUGACGAAGAAUUAAAUAAACUGCUCUCGGGUGUAACAAUCGCUCAAGGUGGUGUCCUGCCUAACAUUCAAGCGGUGCUUCUGCCGAAGAAAACCGGUACUGGUGGAUCUGGAAAGGGAGACAAAACAUCCCAGGAAUAUUAAUAAUCAUUAGAAUAACCUUUCUAACUUAACAGUACUUUAGGGCUAUAUCUUUGUUUCUUGAGCCAUUAAAGAAAAACAAAAUAAUCUCUGGACCCUAUCAGAUUACCAUCGCUUCAUCA
Molecule: messenger RNA, 698 nt
Organism: Bombus impatiens (common eastern bumble bee)
Lineage: Eukaryota; Metazoa; Arthropoda; Insecta; Hymenoptera; Apidae
Product: histone H2A
Exons: 3
Coding region: 172-579 (135 amino acids)
Cellular component (GO): nucleosome
Molecular function (GO): protein heterodimerization activity; DNA binding; structural constituent of chromatin
Source: RefSeq, a predicted model, not a curated record